AUGAAUAAGCUCUUUGGUUAUAUAAAGACUUACGAAGAGGCCUGCCUGAUAGUUCAUUCUGUUAGGUUGGGGUAUUUAAAUGCAAUACAAGGAAGGUUAACCCCAGAGGAAAGGGAAAAUAUCAGGUCUGGAGACAUAUUUUGCUUUGUGGAAUCGCCAAAUGGUAUCAGGAGGUGGACUGAUGGAAAGACGUGGUCUCCAUCGAAAAUCCACGGACAGUUUCUUUUAUAUCAAGAGGUUCCAAAGCAUAUGAAUAAAAGUGCAAUUGGGAAGAGAAACCGACAGAAGUCUCUUCUGGGAUUAAAUGAAAGAGGCAGAUCUAGAGAAAAAAUAAUAAACUGGGACGACAAGCUUUCUCUCAACAAAAAAACAAUAUCAAUUUUAUUGCAGAAUAAAACCUACCAUGUGAUAGCAUACUUCAGGCCAAUGUUCUUCAGAGUAUCUUUGAUAAAAAUACCAUUCUUCAAUCAGAUGGACCUCGCUCUGAAAAGAUAUCCAGAGCUACUUUCUGACGAGUUUCUCGCCACAAUGAUCGGCAAGAAGGAUUUUUAUUCUCAGUUCAGUCUUCCCCUACCCUCGAACAAGACAAUAUUUCCCGAAGUCAAAAGGCAUUCCUUGGAAGAAAUAGCAAGCAGUGUAUUGGCAGAAUGGAUGCGACAGAAGAUGAAAGGCAAUGAUGUAGGGAAGAAAUAUAUUUGUUUUUAUGACACUAAUAAAUGGUAG
This is a messenger RNA of Encephalitozoon romaleae SJ-2008, 723 nucleotides long. RefSeq names its product gluconate transport-inducing protein. The record is from RefSeq and is a predicted model, not a curated record. The transcript has a single exon. Gene Ontology annotation, molecular function: DNA binding. Lineage: Eukaryota; Fungi; Microsporidia; Unikaryonidae. Bases 1 to 723 code for a protein of 240 amino acids.